GGGUUGAAUUCCUCCCGCCGCCGAGCAUCGCUCGCCGCUGCCCGGCCCUGCGCACCGGCCACAGUGCCCAUGGCUCCGUACCGCAUCCGGCUGUACCGCGACGAGGACUACGCUGCCGUGCGCUCCCUGUUUGCCCACGGCAUCAUCGAGCACGCCCCGGCCAUCUACAGGCAUAUGCUGCGCUCCACACGGGUGCAGCUGGGGCUGCUGGCCCUGUUCACGGCCGUGCGUGCCACAGCUGGCAGCUGGUUGCUGGCACUGGCAGCCGUGGCGCUGGUGCUGGCGGCCGCCUGGCCCGUGAUGCGCUCCUUCAGCACGUCCUACGUGCAGGAGGCGCUGAUCACUGAUCUGUGCGACAUCGACAGCAGCUACAUGCGGGCGCCCGACUCCUGCUUCUGGGUGGUGGAGGCCGACGGGGCGGUGGUGGGAAUGGUGGCUGUGGCCCCGCCACAGGACCCGGCUCAGUGCGGGGAGGCCCUGGAGCUGAAGCGGAUGUCGGUCAGCAAGAAUCACCGCGGCCACGGCAUCUCCAAGGCGCUGUGCGGGGAGGUGCUGCGCUUCGCCCAGGCGCGGGGCUACAGAGCUGUGACGCUGUACACAUCCAUAGUGCAGGUGGUGGCUCAGCGGCUGUACGAGAAGCAGGGCUUCAGGAAGGUGGGUGCCAGCAGCCCCUCGCUGCUUGCCAGCCUGGUCUCCUUCCAGAUCUUCUAUUACCGCCUCGAGCUGCCCGGCCGCCCAUAGGGCCUUCCCUGUUCCUGUAGCACUGAGAAAUAAAGAGAGACUGUGGGAA
Molecule: messenger RNA, 790 nt
Organism: Lagopus leucura (white-tailed ptarmigan)
Lineage: Eukaryota; Metazoa; Chordata; Aves; Galliformes; Phasianidae
Product: putative N-acetyltransferase 8B
Exons: 2
Coding region: 70-741 (223 amino acids)
Molecular function (GO): N-acetyltransferase activity
Source: RefSeq, a predicted model, not a curated record